AUGCAAUUUCUUCCCGAGGCAAUGCCUAAGACUGAAGACAUUCAAUAUUUAUUUUCUAUGUUGGCAAUUGAUGACAUAAUUCUUAAUUCAAAAUCUAGUCAAAAUUUUACUCCUGUUUCGUCUCCCACUGAUUUUCUUGGUUUAAACCCGGAAGGUCCGACAACCAUUAAAUGCACCGAUAGUAUACCUUCUGGGCUAUAUCCUAUGCCAAGAUGCAUAUCAAAUGUUAUGUGCAGUUAUAAUACUCCACUUUACGAUAUUAAUACAUUGUCACAUUAUCGUUCAUCAAGACGGACAAGCCAUUUCGCUACUUUUUUUUCUCUCCACGUUGCGUUUGAUAUUAUAGUUUCAAAGAACACGAAUCCAACAUACCCAAUGUUUCUACCGGCAGAUGAUCCAUUUUAUAAUCCAAAUUCAAAUUCCACUAUGUCUCCAUACCAACUUAAUGUACCUUUUUUACCGGCUAAUCGAUCUGAUGGAAAUAAUAACACUGAUCCAACAACGCGGAACCCUCUUUUUAGUGGAAUAAACAAUGUCACUCCAUUUCUUGACCUAAAUACUAUUUACGGAAUUAGUGACCAGGACGCGAUAGACAGGCUUAGAGAUACAUCUACAAAUAGAGGAAAGUUGAAGACGUCUAUUGUCAACGGCCAAGAAUAUCCUCCAAAAAAUACUUCGAAUGGUUCAUAUAUUUGGGGUUCUUCCGGACUUGCAGUUAAUAUAUUUAAUUUGGCUAUCCAGACGAUCUGGAUACGUGAACAUAAUCGAAAAUGUGAAGAAUUAUAUCAACAAUACGGUAGUUCCUGGACGGAUGAACAAUAUUUUCAGGAAGCUAGACGUUGGACUACUGCUUUCUAUCAAAAAGCUGUUGCUGAAGAAUAUUUUGGUGCUAUUCUUGGUCGUCCUUUACCAGCCUAUCAAAAUUAUAAUCCAAAUCUUACACCAGGAAUUGAUACAUUCUUUUCAACUGUUGCAUUUCGAUACGGCCAUAGUGAAUUAAGUGAUUUUUACCGCAUUCAAGAUGAAUACGGAGAUACUCUUUAUAAUUUAGCUUUGAACGAUAUUAGAAACCAAACACUUUUAGAACAAUUUGGUCUAGAAAGAGUACUUCGAUCUAUGAUUCUUCAACGUCAAGAAGAAGUUGAUAUUUUUUUGGUUGAUUCAAUUAAAAAAAUUCUUAUUAACAACAAUACUUAUGAUCUAGCAGCUUUUGAUAUUAUAAGGAGUAGAGAUCGUGGCAUUCCUUUGUAUAAUGAGAUUCGAAAGUAUUUUGGUUUUCCUAAAGCUCAGUCAUUUGCUGACAUUUCCACAAACCCUAUUAUCCAAAAAAAUUUGGCUAAAAUUUAUCCAAAUGGAGUUGAUACUGUAGAAGCGUGGGUUGGAAUGUUGAGUGAAGAUCAUUUAAAUGGUUCAAAUUUUGGCAUGAUUUUAAAUGCAAGUAUAGUGACGCAGUAUACAUAUAUUAGGGAUUCUGAUAAGUUUUGGUUCGAAAAGCCUGAUAUGUUUACUCCUGAUGAACGAACUAUCAUACGAAAUACUACACUUCGAAAUAUCAUAAUUCGUAACAUUAAUGAUAGUGGAAAUUUCCCACAGAAUAUUUGGUCAGUUCAACCUCAAAUGACACUUAACAAUAGUGAUGAUAGUAAUUAUCCAACCAAGAUUAGCACUUGGAGUCAAUAUAUUGUGAGUUGUAGAGUUGAUAUGACAUAUGUGUAUUUCAAAGUUCAGCUUCAAACUUCUGAUGGCAAUGGUUGGUUUGGAAUGGGGUUUAGUCCAGAUGAUGAUGGAAUGAAAGGUGCUGAAUUUAUCAUUGGCAUUGUUACCAAUGGAAAUGUCACAUUGGGAAAUUAUCAUGCCGACAUAGCUGGUUACCAUCCUCCCUUAUAUGAUUUCGAUCAAGAUCCUACUCUUGUACCUAAAUUUUCUAUGUCUGAUAAGAAUGCUGUGACCAUAGAAUUCAAAAGGCUUCUAAAUCCACCGGGAAGAAAACCAAUUACUCAUGGUGAUAUGAAAUCAGCUUUUUCUCGAUUCUUUUGUGUUAAAUAUGAGACUGUUGUCGAUAAAAAUCCGAUACUUACUCAUAUUGGUCAUGAUGAUUAUGUUAAAUUACCCAAUUUUACUUGGGAAGAAAUUAAUGAACGAGUUCAGCAUGGGGCUUAUUUGGUCGUUUGUGAUGGACUUGUAGUUGACAUCCGCAGUUUUUAUGAUUCCCACCCAGGAGGAACUAAAGUAUUGUUACCCGCUAUUGGUACAGAUAUUACAAAUGAUUUUUACAACACACAUGAAAAUAAAAUUGUCGAAGUUACAGAUUCUUCGGAACUUUUAUCAAUUCCAAAAGAUAUAACUUCUAAAAAGUAUUCAUCUGUGCUUGCAAAACAUAUUAAUCACCUUCAAGGAAAGCCAGAACCUAGAAUAAAAAUGACAGCUGCCAAAUUUAUUGAUAAUAUUAACGUAAAUUUUUAUUCGAGAAAACCGUUGGCACAACAUGCUCAUAGCAGAUUUGCCAUACAGAAAAUGACGUCAAUGGUUAUAGGCAAAGUAAAUGAAAAAAUGAGUGAAGAAGGAAAUAACAUCAAAUUUCACCGUUAUAGGCUUACAAGCAAAAAAAUGAUUAAUGCAAAUGUUGAAUAUCCUGUGAUGAAGUUUACAUUUUCUAACAUGCAUCAAGUCGAAAAAGAUGUUUAUAGUGAAAAUUUUUUACCUGGACAUUACAUUGAAGUGCAAUCUAGAGUAAAUGAUCAAAUUGUUAUUAGAAGUUACAUUCCUUUGGAAGGUAGCUUAUCCAAGUCAUUUACCAUUUACGUCAAAAUUUAUCCAAUGGGACUUUUUUCACAACAUUUGAAUGAACAACUAUUAGGAUAUGAAAUUCAAGCACGUGGUCCAUUUGAUGUUUGUGAUAGAGCAUAUUUGGCACCUACACUAGCAGAGUCGUUAAAUUCUCGUCUGAGCAUUUUACCAUCCAUAAAACCUCUUAUUCCUUACUCCAAACUUACUGGAACGUCAUCUACGGCAAAAACUUCUUUAUUAAAUCCAGAUAGUCCGGAUGGUUGUUGGGAUGAAUUAUAUAUGAUUGCAGGUGGUACCGGAAUAACACCAAUGCUACAGUUAAUCAAGUAUCACUUGGAGCGGUCGAUAGCACAAGAAAACGACAUCAAUGAAUAUGAUAAACACAAACGAAUGCAUUUAUUAUUUGGGAACCGUAAAAUUGAAGAUGUUAUCGAUGGUAUAUUUCUUGAAGAUCUUGCACUUUCAAGUCAAGGACAAUUAACUGUAACAUACUGUCUCUCAGAGCCGCCUUCAAAUUGGGAUGGCUUGCAAGGAAGAAUUAAUAAACAAAUGAUACAAGAUUGGAUGAAUAUGAUGCGGGGUGUAUUCAUCCGGUCUCCUAACAAAUCUCAGAAGAGCAUUCUUCAUAGUCAUUCUAUACGUCAUGACGCAAAUGAGCACAACUGGAGUCAUUCACCAACGUUAAAGCCUCAAUCACUAUACCUAGAACCGAAAGUAUCAACAAAAGAAUCAUCACUUAAUAUUGAUCCAGAUUUAGCAAAUUCGGAAAAAAAUGAUAAUUUGAUACAAGGAAAGAUUAUUGUUAGUGGUCCAUCUGGUAUGUUAGCUGCUGUUGAACAAGAUCUUCUUGAGAUAGGAUUUAAUGAGAAAAAUAUGAUUAUUCUGUAUUAG
Cetraspora pellucida is the source of this 3678-nucleotide messenger RNA. The record is from the annotation of a GenBank genome assembly. Lineage: Eukaryota; Fungi; Glomeromycota; Glomeromycetes; Diversisporales; Gigasporaceae.